Molecule: messenger RNA, 2064 nt
Organism: Striga asiatica
Lineage: Eukaryota; Viridiplantae; Streptophyta; Magnoliopsida; Lamiales; Orobanchaceae
Source: the annotation of a GenBank genome assembly
CUUGUUUUUCCCUGCAAAACCACCUAAACCAUGCUCAGACACGAAUACCCUUUGCUCCUCAAAACCAUUUUUUCAUGCUUAAUCACGCUUCAAACUUGCACAGGUCAGAACACCAAUCCUUAUAAUUGCUCGCCUUCUUCAUGCGGCAAUAUUUCUAAAAUUAGCUACCCUUUCAGACUGAAAAACGACCCACCACACUGUGGCCAUCUCCACUAUGAACUCGAGUGCCAAGAUAAUACGACCGUUUUAUAUUUGGAAUCUCACAAAUACCUUGUUCUACAAAUCAAUUAUACCCACUACACUAUCCGCCUAACCUAUCCCUCAAUAUUAGAAAACCGCAUCUGCUCUUUACCAAACUACCCAAUUAUCUCCGAUGAGGUGAUGGUUGGAAAUUAUUAUGCUUAUUCCCAAAUGACCUUCUACGAACAAAGUUUGAUCCAUUAUGUUAGGUGGAGGAUGAAUUUUAUUAGCUGUCCACAACCUGUCAACAGCUCCCAACUCGUGGAUGUUGGUGCUGAGUGUGGUCUCAACGUGUCGGAUACAAACAAGCACAUGUACAUAGGGUAUCUAACUGACGAUGAUGUGACAACAUGGCCAUCUAAGUUAAUGGACAAUUGUACUAUACACUUGCAAGUGACGAUGGUAGAGCCAAGUGGUGAUGCGUAUAUUGACAAAGGGAAUCUUACUCUUUCACAACUCCAUAGAUUCUUGGCCAAUGGGUCUACACUUUCUUGGGCCACUGCGCUCUGCGGUGGCAGGUGUCGAUUUUGUGACAUUGAUGGACAAACUGCAAGAUGUGUUGGAGGUCAUUGGUGUUUUUUUGGCACAAUUAGGAGUUUUCAGUGCGGGACUAUAUAUGUUCUUGGGAUAGUAACGGAGUAUGGAGUUCUUCCCUACCUUGCCCUGAGGACCAUAAUAGGAAUACUUUGCCUGGUGUGGCUAAUCAUUCACAAGCUCCGGAGACAGCAUUUGUCGACAUUCGAUAUAAUCGAAGGCUUCUUGCAGAACACCAACAACAAUCUCAAGCCCAUCCGCUACUCCUAUAGAGACAUAAAGAGAAUGACAAGUGGCUUUCGCCACAAACUCGGCCAAGGUGGCUACGGUUCUGUCUACAAAGGAAAGCUCCGAAGCGGACAAAUCGUGGCCGUUAAAUUACUCCUCACCAAAAAAUCCCGAGACAAUGGACAAGAUUUCAUCAACGAGAUUGCUGCCAUCGGGAGGAUCCACCACGUCAACGUGGUCAAACUCGUCGGCUUCUACGCAGGAAGAAUGUCAAACAAACGAGCACUCGUUUUCGACUUCAUGCCCAACGGCUCACUCGAGAGGUACAUCUUUACGGAAAGUCCGAAACCUCUGAGCUGGGAGAAGAAGUACGAGAUUGCGGUUGGUGUGGCAAAGGGGAUAGAUUAUCUGCACCGAGGGUGCGACAUUCAAAUCCUGCAUUUCGACAUCAAGCCUCACAACAUACUUCUCGACGAAGAUUUCAUGCCCAAAAUAUCCGAUUUCGGGCUCGCGAGACUGUACAGCACCGAGAAAAAUACGGUGACUCUCACUGCUGCUCGGGGGACGAUAGGGUACGUGGCCCCUGAACUCAUCAACAGAAGUAUAGGCGGGGUUUCGUAUAAGGCUGACGUGUACAGCUUCGGGAUGCUGCUUAUGGAAAUGGUUGGGCUGAACAGGGACAUAAUGGGAAAUGACGACGAAUCUAGUCAGUACUUUCCGCACUGGAUUUACGAUAGGUUUGAAAAAGGCAAGGAUAUCGAGUCUGGAGAAGCUUAUAUAGAAAUCGAUGAUGACGAGCAUGAGAAAAGAAUAGAAAGGAAGAUGACUGUGGUUGGCCUUUGGUGCAUACGGAUGAGUCCAGCUGAUCGGCCCUCCAUGAGUGAAGUGGUGAAAAUGCUCGAGAGUCCGAAUGCUGAGAACAUCCAAAUCCCACCACGGCCAUCUGUUCAGCCGACUCGGAUAGUGAACUAUAGUGAUGGGACAUCGGGAACAGAACCAACCGGCUCAGUGGCAUUGUUGGGUGGUGUUAGUUCGAGUGAGAUCAGUAAUGAUGGCCAUUAG